Messenger RNA from Ylistrum balloti, 1011 nucleotides. RefSeq names its product cysteine-rich secretory protein 3-like. NCBI's taxonomy places the organism in Eukaryota, Metazoa, Mollusca, Bivalvia, Pectinida, Pectinidae. The coding region runs from base 1 to 1011 and encodes 336 amino acids. The record is from RefSeq and is a predicted model, not a curated record. The transcript is spliced from 8 exons.
AUGACCGCGUGUGUGGGCUCAUCUAGCGCCAGAGGCGCCAUACUUGACGUUGAUCCCUACAAAGAACUCCUACUAAAUCGUCACAACAACUACAGGAGACUAGUUCAGCCUCCAGCCGCCAACAUGCAAGCCAUGGUCUGGAACCAAACCCUUUCCGAUGAAGCUGCCUCAUGGAUUCGGAAUUGUGAUUUCAAACACGAGAGUCGCGGAAGAGGAGAAAAUUUGGCAUUUGACUCUAACAAUAAGUCAAUUAAAAAGUACAUCAAGGACGCGAUGAAAUCCUGGUACGACGAGAAUAUGUUUUACACACUUGGACCCCAAGCAUGUGGCAAGGCUUGCCACUAUACACAGAUGGUGUGGCACAAAACCACACAAGUCGGUUGCGCUAUGGUCCAAUGUCCUAAUCUGCUUGUCUAUGGAAAGUGGAUACGUAAUGCUUGGUACAUCGGCUGUUUCUAUGAUCCAAAAGGUAACUGGAUAGGACAAGAACCGUACGUGCAGGGUGAACCAUGCUCACAGUGUUCAACAGGGCAAGAAUGCGACGAUAGACUAUGCACAGGUACUGUAAUCUACUUAGACUCGUGUGAAGACGACAAUAGCAUGUGCAAGACAUGGAAGGCAAUGGGAGAGUGUAACAAGAACCCGAAUUACAUGAGGGUAAACUGCAGAAAAGCAUGUGGCGUGUGCCAAGGGAACGAGGAAAGCCCAACCUCGUCGUGUGUCGACACUAACACGAGGUGUGGAGCAUGGGCCAGAAUCGGAGAGUGUCAGAGGAACGAGGCUUGGAUGAUACCAAACUGUCCAAAAUCAUGCAGAGCUUGCAACGGUGGCAAUGACAAUGACAGGGACGGUGGCAGUGGCAGUGGCAGCGGCAGCGGCAACGGUGAUGAUGAAGAAAGUGUGUGCAGGGACCAGAUAAGGUGUUGUGCUGACAUGAGGAGGCGGGGUUACUGUAGGCGAUACCGCAAGUUUAUGCGAGAAAAUUGUAAGGCGUCAUGUACAAGGUGUUGA